This is a messenger RNA of Phytophthora nicotianae INRA-310, 1550 nucleotides long. RefSeq lists its product as hypothetical. Gene Ontology annotation, biological process: transmembrane transport. The transcript has a single exon. NCBI's taxonomy places the organism in Eukaryota, Oomycota, Peronosporomycetes, Peronosporales, Peronosporaceae. The record is from RefSeq and is a predicted model, not a curated record. Gene Ontology annotation, cellular component: membrane. The coding region runs from base 32 to 1492 and encodes 486 amino acids. Gene Ontology annotation, molecular function: transmembrane transporter activity.
UUAACGUCAACGUCAACAACUUGUGCGCAACAUGCCAGAAGCCGACGAGAUGACCCCUGAGGAGACGAAUGAGUUGUUACGACUGCGGGAACAUCGGCGUCGCUUCGCGAAGGAAAGUGAGGUGUCGGGUGACGACGGCUUUGGCGGUAUCGGAGGCUUCAAGCAACGCACUUGGGCACUGUUCAGUGUCAUGGGUGGGCUUAUCUACGGCUAUAACGUCAGUCUAGCAGCCACGUUGCAGUAUAUUCAGGACGACCUACAGCUAUCCUCCACACAAGAAGAGGCUCUGAGUGCCACAGCGACGCUAAGUGAUGCCGUCUCCAUGUUGGCGGGCGGGUAUUUAGCUGACCGCUACGGCCGCAAGGCCACGGCCAUGUUCGCGUGCUCAUGCUCCAUUGUGGGGGCGCUAUUGGCUGGAAUCGCAAGCAGUAGCUUCUCGUGGCUCGUACUAUGGCGUCUGUGCUCCGGAGUGGGCAACGGGUUGUCUAUUCUACUGAUUCCUAUGUACAUAAGUGAGUGUGUGGACGCUGCCAGUCGAGGAGCGUUCCUCACACUGUUUCAACUUGGGGUGAAUUCGGGUGUAGCUGUGCCCUACCUCUUUAUGAUAACUAUAAGUGAGAACUGGAGAGCAUGUCUGGCUUUUGGCAGCUUACCGGCGCUCUAUGUACUCUACAAUUUCCAUUUCUACUUCCCGGAGAGCAUCAAAUGGCUCCGUUGGAAGGAGAACCCGACAGAUCUAGAAGAAGCAGUCACAGAUGUGUCAGAUGAAGACAGCGUCGACAGUACCGAUCCUUCGGUCACCAUCAAGCGAGAAAGAAACGGGAGCUACCAACGUCCAUCUGAACAAGCUACAACUGCGUCUACUUCGUCUCCAAAUCCUCAUCUGGAGCUGUUGAUCGGUAUUUUACUGGCGUAUGUGAACAAUUGCGUGGAUGCGUCUCUCUUCUAUGGCCCGGAAAUCAUCGCCAAGACCAGUACUUCGUAUUCACGUAGAGAUGCCAACAUCUUCGGACUCCUCUGCUCACUCGUAGCAGUCGUGUCUGUCAUUUUCGCUGGUCGAUUCGUCAUUGCAAGGUUCUCAAGACGACAAAUCUACUUGAUUUGUCUAGCUGUCGUCUGUGUCUGCUUCGUGGUGAGCGGAGGCGUUUUUGCGCGAUAUUCCACCGACGAUUUUGCACACAGUUCCACGGCGUCCGCGAGCAUCAUGAUCACGUUCGCCGUGCUUAACGUGUUUGCUGCUGUGGGCCCCAGUAUCCUCUUCGUUGUUAUCCUAAGCGAGCUGUUCCAAGACAACAGCUAUCGAGCACGGUACAUGAGCUACUGCACCUUCACCAUGUCGCUCAUCUCGCUGCUCGUGAAUGGCUCCAUGCUCACUCUGUUUGAAACAUUCGGUACUGCUGCUACAUUCCUCGCGUAUGGGGCCACAUACGUGGCGUGUCUGGUCUUCUUCUGGGCCUAUCUACCUGAAACCAAGCAACGCCAACUAGUGUAAGUCAACUGAACAACUACAAGCAACAACUCUCAGUAAAUAGAUUGGUAGACGCCACACA